Molecule: messenger RNA, 802 nt
Organism: Stylophora pistillata
Lineage: Eukaryota; Metazoa; Cnidaria; Anthozoa; Scleractinia; Pocilloporidae
Product: cytochrome c oxidase assembly protein COX19
Biological process (GO): mitochondrial respiratory chain complex IV assembly
Cellular component (GO): mitochondrial intermembrane space
Source: RefSeq, a predicted model, not a curated record
GCGACGAAAGCAAAGAUGGCGGCCGAAAACGCUCAGAAAAUCCGCACGUAAACAUUGUCUUUGCCAAAAUAUUUUAUAGUAGCCAUGAAUCCUGGGAGCAGAAAAAUCUUCCGAGCAAAAGCACCGGACAAGGGUAGCUUUCCUCUGGAUCAUGACGGUGAAUGUAAGGAGUACAUGAAGAGAUACAUGAAGUGCUUAAGGGAGAACAAUAAUGGGAACCACUUAUGUAGAACAGAGUCCAAGGAUUAUCUUCAGUGUAGAAUGGACAGACAACUUAUGGCAAAGGAGGAUUUUGAGAAACUUGGUUUUCAUCAGUCUAUACAAUCAAGAGAUCACAACAUUGAUCAUGAUGACAUACAAAAUAAGGUGAAGUCCACAAGCUGAUAGAAGAUCAAGGAAAAAGUUAAUAUAGUGGAUUAACUAUUAAAAAAAUAAUAGUCUAGUAAAAUUGGGAUAUUUCAUUUGUUAAUAAUCAUAAAGAAAGUUUCUCAACAGCUGAGGACCUUCAGCUCUUGUUAAAGAACACAGCCCCUUAAGGGUGAAGGAAUUGACCCACUCAAAUGACUUUGAUGAUGACAUCCACUCAGAUUGUUAACAAAUCAGUCAUUUUCACUAUCAACGGUCAUUUUCAGGACCACUCCCAUCCAGACACUCAGACUACACACUUGAUCUGUUAAACAAUAUAAUGGGAUUGAGGUAUUUAAUAUAUAGUAAAUAAUAUGACUCUUUAAAAACUAUAGAAUAGUAGAAUGAAAAUGUUUUCACCUCUCAUAAUAAAAAGGCAACAAGGACUGUUUUGCAA